CGGAUGCGGAGAGGAGCGAGAGUGCUGGAGCGCGCCACGCGGCGGAAGGCAGGGGGAUAAGCAGCGAAGGACAAUCUUACGAUGCCGCUGAAGCGGAAACUCUCUGACAGGCUGGGGCCACCAUGGACCAAGGAGGACAUAGCAGAAUUUCUUCAGGGUUUCCGCGCGCACGGUCAAGACUGGAAGAAAGUGGCAUCCCUUGUGCGGAACAGGACGGUGGAGAUGGUGGCGGCCUUAUAUACCAUGAACAGGGCAUACCUGUCCCUUCCAGAGGUCUCCGUCGACGCAUUGUUUGCAAUGAUGACAGAUCACUGCAACUUCAUGCAGGAGGGUUGUUUGAGCAAUGGAGAUGUGAGCAGCGGGGAUGAGAUAGAAUCACGCUCAAGUAGCCAGAAAAAGAAGAAGAUCGGGAAUGGUGGGAAUGCGGGUGCACCUGCUGGAGUUCUUGUGCCUGGGAAAAAAGGAGGAAGCACACCUUCGAAGCGGGGGGCUCUUUCCGAGAGUUUCAAACUUAAGGAGAAGGACAAGGGAUUGAAGGUGGUUAUGCAGAAGGAGAAAGAGAAGGAGAAGGAGGAGAAGAAGGACGAGAAGGAGGAGAAGAAGGAUGAGAAGAAGGAUGAGAAGAAGGAGAAGGAGAAGGAGGUCGUGAAAGAGAUCAAGCCUGGGGCAACACCAAGUCUUGGACUGCCAAUGGGACUAACAGGAACACCGGGGCGUCGACCAACAGGGAGGAGGACCCCCCGAGGCCCUUUCAGUGGAAUGACUGCAGAAAAGGAGAGGGAGAGGGAGGAGAGGGGAAAGGAGGAGAGGGAAAAAGAGGAAAAAGAAAAGGAGGAGGAGGAGGAGGAGGAAAAGGAUGUGGAAAAGGAGAACAAGAGGGAGCGGUUGGGCAAGAGGGAGAAACUGAAGGACAAAGAGGGAGAGAAGGAGAGAGUGCGGUUAAAGGAGUUUGAGAGGGACCAAAAGGUGUCAGAUCGUGAGAAUCGUCGAGAAGAAAGAGAGAGUCAGAGAUUGAAGGAGAAGGAAAGCUUGAAGCAGAAGGAACGAGAGAACCAGAGGUUGAAAGAAAAGGAUUCUCAGAGGGUGAAAGACAGGGAAAGGGAGAAAGAGGAAAGAGAGAAGGAAAGUGUAAAGGAAAGUGUAAAGGAAAAAGUAAAGGAAAGAGAAAAGGAAAGAGAAAGAGAAAGGGAUAAGGAGAAGAAGGAAGAGAGUAGUAGAGAUAAGGAACGAGACGCUGAGAGGAAGAAGUUUGAAAAGGAGAAGAAGAGUAACAAGGUAAGAGAUAAAGACCGGGAAGUAGCUGGAAACCCUACAGCAUCGCCUGAAAACCGGAGAGGCAGCAGAGGGGAUGGGGGGCAAGGGAACAAAGACAAGGCAAGUAGAGACAAAGAGAAAGUGAAGGAGAAGGAGAAACCGAAGGCCAAAGAUAAAGUAAAGCCAAAGGAUAAGCUUCCCGAAAGUUCCAAGAGUGAGAAGGAAACAGUCAGAGAACCUGUGUCACCAAGUCAUUCAACACGCAAACUGCAACGGACACGUCAAGGGGAGGUAAAGGCCAGGCCGAUAGUGGAGAAUGCUGGGGCAGUUCCUGUCCGGAAAACUGAUGGUGAAGCCAUGACGUCAAGCAAUGGAACGGUCAAGGGUGGAGCUGCAGAGGUAGGUAUAGGAGCUAAGCGCACAUCGGACAGGUCGGAGAGCACCCCUAAGAGGGAAAAUGCUAGGUCAACGCCUCGCAAGCUGGUUAGCAAAUCUCUGAAGGAUGGGGCAACGGCUGGCAAAGGAUCUGAGGUUAGUGAGAGAAGAAGGGGAGCAUUGUUUGAAUCGAACGAAGUUUCACCAGAGCAGGUUGUGGCGAGAGAGAGGUCUGGAGGUACCACAUCGACUGCUGCUGUGGUGGCUGGAUGUGGAGCAAGCACAAGAAAACAAACCCAUUCGCCAGGUGAAGAAGAUGUAGACAUGGAGCCAGACUCUUCAAGUAGGGAGGGCGGCGUAGGGAAUGAAAACACGAAGAAGAAAUCUCUCAGGCGAACUAAGUCAGUCAAUGUGUCUCUUGACAUAAGUAGAGGAGGGGAAGGAUCAGUUGGGCCUGCUGCCAUAGCUAGCCCACAAGGAAGGAAGGGUGGUGGGACUGGAGAAAGGGAGGAGAAGAUGGCAAGGAAGCUAGUGGAUGAUGCUGGCCCAGAGGGGAAUGCGAAAAGAGCCAGAAGGCAGGAUAAAGAAAAAGUGAGGGAUAGGGCAGUUGAGAGAGUGAAGAAAGAACAGGCUUUAAUACAAGAAGAAAAGGAAGAAGGAGAGGUGGAUGAAGAGGCAGAUGAGGAGAGCAAAAGGGAAGGAGAUGAUCAUGUUGAUACUCGAGAGGAAGUAGAAGAACCUCGGAGAAAGCGCAAGACACCGAUGGCUCCACAGCAGGAUAGCAAGAAAUUCCGGGGAAUGUACUCUGGUGCGUAUUCUGUUUCCUUUUCUGCGUUUCCUCUCCACGAAAGUACUGCUUGCCAGAUGCUGUUCCAGCCUUCCUUACCAAGGGCUCUUUGUGUUUCUCAAUACACAAAUGUGUCUUGCCAUUUCAUUAUGGUAACACAGGGAGAAUGGCGGUAGGGCCAGCAUUAGGAAGGUUUGGGGGUUACAGGGGGGGUAGGUUCUGAAACUGCUGAGGAGAAGGAGAGCGGAGGAGGGAGUUGUUGCUUUGAGACAGCAGUAUUGGAGUAAAUCUCACAUGAUGGG
Messenger RNA from Chara braunii, 2718 nucleotides. The record is from the annotation of a GenBank genome assembly. Lineage: Eukaryota; Viridiplantae; Streptophyta; Charophyceae; Charales; Characeae.